AUGGCUGUCGCGAAACCAGUCAGAGUACUCGGCGCGCUUUCAAUUGCCUUGUUCUUCUUCCUCGUCUUCACCUUUGUCCGACAGCCUCCAGCAAUUCAUACACCUGGACAUGAGGAUGGACAGAUAAUUUCGAAGAUGGAGAGGGAUCCUCUCCUAGACCCAAUUGGCGAACCACCAGAACCACUAUGGAGGGCCGAUAAGUACGCGGCUGACAAUCCAGACUCACCUCGCAUCAAUGCCACUCUCCUUGUCCUCGUCCGCAACGAAGAACUGAAAGACCUUCUGCCAACCAUGCAACAACUAGAAGAGCACUGGAACCACAAGUUUAAUUAUCCAUGGACCUUCUUCAACGAGGUCCCUUUUACCGAUGAAUUCAAGCGUCGGACACAGGCCCUCACCAAAGCCAAAUGUAAUUAUGAGCUCAUACCUAAAGAACACUGGGCAACACCCGACUGGAUCUCACACGAAUUAUACGAAGAAAGCACCAAAAUCUUAAAAGAGAACAACGUCCAGUACUCGACCAAGGAAUCCUACCACCAAAUGUGUCGCUGGAACAGCGGCAUGUUCUACCAUCACCCAGCACUCAAAGACACCCGGUACUACUGGCGCGUGGAACCGAAAGUCAAGUUCUUCUGCGACAUCGACUAUGACGUCUUCCGCUACAUGCAAGAUCACAAUAAAACCUACGGCUUUAACAUCAACCUCUAUGAUGCCCCAGAAUCGAUUCCUACGCUCUGGCCGGAGACGAUCAAAUUCCUAGCUGCCCAUCCGGAGUACCUGCACGAGAAUAACGCUAUGAAGUGGCUGGUCGACAGCGAAGCAAGGCCUGAGCACAACGAGAAGGCGCAUGGAUACAGCACGUGCCAUUUCUGGAGUAAUUUCGAGAUUGCUGAUAUGGAGUUCUGGCGGAGCAAGGCAUACGAGGACUACUUCAAUCACCUAGACCGAGCUGGGGGUUUCUUCUACGAGAGAUGGGGCGAUGCGCCUGUUCAUUCUAUUGCCUUGGGCUUAUUUGAGGAUGCUUCAAAGAUCCAUUGGUAA
Molecule: messenger RNA, 1041 nt
Organism: Endocarpon pusillum Z07020
Lineage: Eukaryota; Fungi; Ascomycota; Eurotiomycetes; Verrucariales; Verrucariaceae
Exons: 2
Coding region: 1-1041 (346 amino acids)
Biological process (GO): protein O-linked glycosylation; protein N-linked glycosylation; cell wall mannoprotein biosynthetic process
Cellular component (GO): Golgi apparatus; membrane
Molecular function (GO): alpha-1,2-mannosyltransferase activity
Source: RefSeq, a predicted model, not a curated record